AUGUCUGCUGAACAUGCCAGCUCAACACCACAAACACAAUCUUCUGGAUUGGCUGUGGCCUCAGGACCAUCAGCUUCAGGGGGUACGUCUCAAACCAACUCUAAUGGACAGGAUACAUCCCAACAAGUCCUGGCAACAGCCUGUAUUAGCAUUGUCAAAGAUUACAGGCGCUCACGAACAUCCAAAAUCGAGGCAAAUGUUGCCCUCAUUGAAACCAUAUCAGCUGAGUUAUUCUCUACACCGGAACAAUGUGUCUCAACUGUCGCCGGACCCUACCUUGACAUGCUUAAUGAGGUUGAAUCAGAGCAUGCCUGUUCAGGAGACAACCCAACCAGGCAACCAAGAGUGCGUGUGGAUGAACCAGCACAUGUCAACGAAGAAGCCCCUGUACCAAAGGAUAGGAGUAGAGCGGGAUCUAAUGAGCCAGGAGAACCUGCUCGCAAAUGUCCCAAGCUCGAUUAUUCGUCCAUCAAGGCAGCUGUUAGAACCAGAAGGUAUCAACCGCUCUCACCUAGUCUCAAGUGUACCAAUGAGAUACUCAAGAACUGGUCGCAAGACCAAAAGGAGAUUCAACGAUACCUCAUGUACCACAAGUACGCACCUGAGUUCCAUAAAAGUGGAUGGGCUGAAAUUGUCGCUGGGGAAUGUAUCAACCUCAACGUUGCCCACAACCAUCAUUACCUCUUCUUGAGCGAAGCAGCUUCAAGGAAAAUCACCACUGACUCUGACUGGUCAGCAGCAUGGAACAAAGCAGCUGAUUCCAUCAAGUUCAGUUUCCCUCAUCAAGAGGCUGAACUCAACGGAUACUUUUCAUUCAUCUCCAAGUACUUCUCUCAAUCCAAUCCAUCAGCCCAUGGAAGAGUCAUUCGCUUCGAUAAAGCUGUUAGAAACAGGGUUGGAUCUUCGUGGAGACUCAAACUCACCAAUUUCAGGGAGUUCAAAGAUCUUAUCUUCUCGCAUUUUGACUCAGAUGGAAAGCAAUGCAAUGACACUGCAGAUUCAAAGUCCAAUUCUGGAGGAUCAUAUGCUGGAGGGUCAACCGGAUCCAACAAACGUGAUCCCUGUCGGAAGUGGAAUACAGGCUUUUGGCCUUGGGCUGAUGUGCCGGAUGAUUCAUAUCCUUCAACUAACGACAACUCAAUGCGGACUUGUCAAAAGACUGAUGACCAGUUGCUGUUCAUCGAGGCUCAAUUACAGGAAGAGAUUCGUUUGGGACAUGUCUCUGAAAGCUUUGGACAAGACUUACUCCCUGGCAUGUACAGUGUGCCCAUGCAUACAGUUCCCAAACCCAACUCUGAUAAAUUGCAACUCGUAGUCGACCACACAGCUGGUGAUUAUUCCCUUAACUUGAUGAUCAAUUCAGACUCCAUCAAAGGCACAAAUGGUCUGCACCCACUGGGUGCCUUGCUCCUUCAAUUCCAUGAGAACAACCCAAACGAAGAGCUCAUAAUGUUCAAAUCUGAUGUCUCACAGGCUUUCUGA
Messenger RNA from Suillus subalutaceus, 1482 nucleotides. RefSeq lists its product as uncharacterized. Lineage: Eukaryota; Fungi; Basidiomycota; Agaricomycetes; Boletales; Suillaceae. The coding region runs from base 1 to 1482 and encodes 493 amino acids. The transcript has 3 exons. The record is from RefSeq and is a predicted model, not a curated record.